This is a messenger RNA of Rhagoletis zephyria (snowberry fruit fly), 2250 nucleotides long. Its product is annotated as ATP-citrate synthase-like. Lineage: Eukaryota; Metazoa; Arthropoda; Insecta; Diptera; Tephritidae. Gene Ontology annotation, molecular function: succinate-CoA ligase (ADP-forming) activity. Gene Ontology annotation, biological process: tricarboxylic acid cycle; succinyl-CoA metabolic process. The record is from RefSeq and is a predicted model, not a curated record. Gene Ontology annotation, cellular component: succinate-CoA ligase complex.
UGGCCGCUUAUUGAACAAAUUGCACUUUUUAAUAAAAUGCAACAAAAUACAAGUUAAUAAUAUACUAGAACCUGAAAAUUCCUUAUGAUAUUAAAAAUAAUUAUCUUUAUAAAUAAUUGCUUUCUAAAAGUGAUCUCAUCUAGACGAACCUAAAAUUUUAUUUUAACCACAAAAAAUGCCCCAUUAAAACUGUGAAAGUGUUUGUGGUUGUUGCUACGAUGACAAACUAUUCGCCAUUUAUUGUUGGUGGAAAUAAAAAUCCUUGGGAUGUUAGGAGUGUAGACUAAUGGCCACGAGCUGCAUCAACAUUCCAGUUUCAUUUGGAUGUGUGCUCCUAAAACCUGAUUUUAGUGUGUCUAUAAUUGGCAAAUUUAUAAAAUCUGAUUUCAAACAAACAACAACUAAAAAUACUGUGUAUACCACAAAUCUAACAGGAAAAUUUUCUUGCUAAAAACAAACAGUCACAAACAUGUCUGCCAAAGCCAUUUCCGAAGCCUCUGGCAAGGAUAUAUUAAAUCGGCAUUUGAAUGUGAAUGGACCUUCCGGUGCGGCUCAGUGUCGGUUUGCAACAGUGAACACCCAAACGGAUUGGUCACAAUUGUCCGUAAGGCAUCCUUGGCUGCUGGACACGCCAUUAGUGGUGAAACCGGAUCAAUUGAUUAAGCGACGCGGCAAAUUGGGUUUAAUCGGCGUUAAGAAAAAUUUCGAACAAGUCAAGCAAUGGAUUGGCGAACGCAUAGAUAAGGAUCAAAAGAUCGGCAAUACUGUGGGCAAGUUGCGUAAUUUCAUUAUUGAGCCAUUUUUGCCACAUGACGAGUCUGAGGAAAUGUAUGUCUGCAUCUACUCGCAUCGCAGUGCCGAUACGAUUCUGUUCUACCACCAAGGUGGUGUUGAUAUUGGUGAUGUAGAUGCGAAGGCCUUGAAAUUGGACGUGCUGGUUAACAAUGAAACUUCCAUCGAAGAAAUCACAACAAAACUGUUGGUACAUGUCAACGAUGCUUCGAAGAAGAAGCGUAUCGCCAAUUUUAUUUUCGCUCUUUACCGAGCUUAUGUCGAUCUUUACUUCACAUAUUUGGAAAUCAAUCCACUGGUCGUGACCAAAGACAGCAUGUAUAUUUUGGACUUGGCUGCCAAAUUGGAUUCUACGGCCGAUUUCAUUUGCCGUCCCAAAUGGGGUGAUGUUGAGUAUCCACCGCCGUUCGGUCGCGACGCAUAUCCAGAAGAAGCCUACAUAGCCGAUUUGGAUGCGAAGAGUGGCGCUUCAUUGAAGUUGACAAUUCUCAAUCGCAAUGGUCGCAUUUGGACUAUGGUGGCCGGUGGUGGCGCUAGUGUUAUUUAUUCAGAUACGAUUUGUGAUUUGGGUGGUGCCUCCGAAUUGGCCAACUAUGGUGAAUACAGUGGUGCGCCAUCUGAGCAGCAAACUUAUGAAUAUGCCAAAACUAUUUUGACCCUCAUGACUUCGUCACCAAAGCAUCCAGAGGGAAAAGUGCUCAUCACUGGUGGUGGCAUUGCUAACUUCACCAAUGUUGCUGCAACCUUCCGUGGCAUAAUAACAGCUCUGCGUGAAUUCCAACCCAAACUGGUCGAACACAAUGUGUCGAUUUUCGUGCGUCGUGCCGGCCCCAAUUAUCAAGAAGGCUUGCGCAAGAUGCGCGAAUUCGGCUCCACACUUGGCAUUCCAUUGCACGUGUUCGGUCCAGAGACGCAUAUGACUGCGAUUUGUGGCAUGGCGCUGGGUAAACGAGCCAUUCCACAAACCACAGCUGCAGAAUUCUCCACAGCUAAUUUUCUACUGCCCGGAGGUCAGCAAGCACAGUCUGAGCUCAAGGCCACUGAAACUGCAGAGAGCAAUAAUGGCGGUAAGUUUGCAUUUACAUUUGACAAUUAUGUUUGAAUAAAAGCCUUCCAAAAGAUUGGUGUAAAAUUAAAUAUAUUCUUGGAUGGUUUUGCAUGGUUCAACAUAAGUUUUUUUUUUCUGCCCACUUUCAUAAACAUGUUUGGACUGCAGAGAUCGCGAAUAACAGUUAACCCACAAAUGAUUAUGUUUCUAUCACUUGGCUUGUAUAUGAUGUUAAUAAAAGGUAUCUGAAAUUAUAGGAGCGUUCUCGCAUUGCAUAUUAUACGGUUCAACAAAAUUUGGUCGUAUUUUAUAACAAAAACGGGUCCAACCUCAUCUCAUAGAUUUUUCGAUGCUGAUUUGAAGUGCAUUUACAAAAUUUGUCUAGCAUGUCCAGUACUUGAAAAAAAAAA